AUGGCUAGACCUAAGACAUAUUUUGAUAUCUCCAUUGGGGGACAGGAAAAAGGUCGUAUUGUUUUUGAACUUUUCAAUGAUGUUGUACCCAAGACAGCCGAGAACUUUAUCGAGCUGUGUAAAGGCACCCAUGGUAUGUCGAAGACAAAGCCAGACGUUCCUCUCUCCUACAAGGGCUCUAUAUUUCAUAGAGUGAUUAAGGAUUUCAUGUUGCAAUUCGGUGACUUCACCAACUUCAAUGGUACCGGUGGUGAGAGCAUCUACGGUGAGAAGUUUGAAGACGAGAACUUCUCUUUGAAACAUGACAAACCUUUCCUGCUGUCGAUGGCAAAUGCGGGACCAAACACGAACGGGUCACAGGCUUUUAUUACUUGCGUUCCUACUCCUCAUUUGGACGGCAAACAUGUGGUCUUUGGUGAAGUGAUUCAAGGGAAGCGACUAGUUCGUCUAAUUGAGAACCAGCAGACAGAUAAGGAAAAUGACAAGCCACUCAGGGAUGUGAAGAUCGAGGACUGUGGUGUGCUACCAGAGGACUAUGAAGUUCCAGCAAAUGCCGAGGAAACUCCAACCGACGCAUAUGGUGACAAUUACGAAGACUCCAUCAAAGAUGACAGUAAAGUUGACACCAACGAUGUUAAGAGUGUUCUCAAAGCGGUGGAGUUCGUGAAACAAAUCGGAACUGAACAGUUCAAAAAACAAAACUACCCAGUAGCACUAGAAAAAUACCAGAAGUGUGAUAAGUUUUUGAAGGAGUAUGUCCCGGACGAUCUGCCAGAAGAUGACCUCAAGUCUAUAAAUGAGCUAAAAGUUUCCGUACCCCUGAACAUUGCCCUAUGUGCGCUCAAGACCCAGGACUACCAGAAGGUCCUGGUGGCCGGUUCAGAAGUGCUAUAUGCUGAAGCGGCAAAUGACAAGGCCAAGGCCAAGGCUCUUUACCGUCGCGGUCUUGCAUACAACGCUUUGAACGAUCCAGAUAUGGGCAUUGCUGAUCUAGAGAUGGCUACAACAUUCCAGCAAAACGAUCCUUCAAUUUUGAAUGCCAUCAAGGAUGCAAGAUUGAAGAAAAAGCAAAUCAAUGAUAAGCAGAAAAAGUCUUUAUCCAAAAUGUUCUCUUGA
Torulaspora globosa is the source of this 1116-nucleotide messenger RNA. RefSeq names its product peptidylprolyl isomerase CPR6 (gene CPR6). The transcript has a single exon. NCBI's taxonomy places the organism in Eukaryota, Fungi, Ascomycota, Saccharomycetes, Saccharomycetales, Saccharomycetaceae. The coding region runs from base 1 to 1116 and encodes 371 amino acids. The record is from RefSeq and is a predicted model, not a curated record. Gene Ontology annotation, cellular component: intracellular membrane-bounded organelle. Gene Ontology annotation, biological process: protein peptidyl-prolyl isomerization; protein folding. Gene Ontology annotation, molecular function: protein binding; peptidyl-prolyl cis-trans isomerase activity.